Molecule: messenger RNA, 4084 nt
Organism: Cyclopterus lumpus (lumpfish)
Lineage: Eukaryota; Metazoa; Chordata; Actinopteri; Perciformes; Cyclopteridae
Gene: kcnc4
Product: potassium voltage-gated channel, Shaw-related subfamily, member 4
Exons: 5
Coding region: 369-2216 (615 amino acids)
Biological process (GO): protein homooligomerization; potassium ion transmembrane transport
Cellular component (GO): neuronal cell body membrane; voltage-gated potassium channel complex; axon
Molecular function (GO): protein binding; delayed rectifier potassium channel activity
Source: RefSeq, a predicted model, not a curated record
CACACAAACGCACACACUUCAUCAGCCUUUCCUCUCGCUCUAAUUAGAGGGAGUGGUUCGAUAAUGCGCCAACCUUCUCCAGCAGCCAAAGGGUUAAACUGUCGAGCCUGUUGUUGAACGCACAGUCCAUCCCACCCGGCUGUGUCGCUAAGGAAGGUCGGCUACUUGAGAAGAAAGCAACAGAUCCUCAACUGGAAAACAACCUCACAUCUGGCACGCGAGCUAAACUGGAAGAACUGGUGGGAAUACGAUUAAAUGCGCGGCUGGAUCAUUGUCAGGCGUCAUCAUCUUGCAUAGAGGAGAGAAAAAAGUUGUCAGAAAUAAUUGUGGAUUUUGACGUUGCAGAGUUUGGAUAUGAUUUGUCUCAAAUGAGUGGACAACCGCUUCUUUUACCGGAGGGCCGAGCAGCCACCAGGUCCCUCUCGAUGAUCAGCUCGGUGUGCGUGUCGUCUUACCGGGGCCGCAAGUCGGGCAACAAACCUCCGUCUAAAACAUGUCUGAAGGAGGAGAUGUACAGAGGGGAAGACUCGGAAAAAAUGAUCAUCAACGUGGGCGGAACCCGACAUGAAACCUACAAGAGCACCCUCAGGACCCUGCCGGGGACACGCCUGGCAUGGCUGGCAGACCCGGACCCGCAGGUCAGCUCGGACUCGGACGCGGCGCCCCCGAGCGCCGAGUUCUUCUUCGACCGACACCCGGGCAUCUUCGCCUACGUGCUGAACUACUACCGAACCGGCAAGCUGCACUGCCCGGCCGACGUCUGCGGUCCGCUGUUCGAGGAGGAGCUGGCGUACUGGGGGAUCGACGAGACCGACGUGGAGCCGUGCUGCUGGAUGACCUACCGGCAGCACCGGGACGCGGAGGAGGCCCUGGAGACAUUUGAACCGCCGGACCCAGAGGCCGAGGAAGACCGAGAGAUGCCGAGGCGGUUCGGCAUAGAGGACUGCCCCGACAGGUCGAGGGGCUGCUGCGAGGUUUGGCAGCCGAAGGUCUGGGCUUUGUUUGAAGACCCGUACUCGUCCAGAGCAGCCAGGGGAGUGGCGUUUGCCUCUCUCUUUUUCAUCCUGGUGUCCAUCACCACCUUCUGCAUGGAGACCCACGAAGCCUUCAAUGAACUGCAGAACCGGACGGAGCUGGUUGUCGUGGGCAACGUCACACAGAGUGUGGAAAAGCUGGAGAUGGUUACCAAGCCCAUCCUCACCGUGGUGGAGGGCAUCUGUGUGGUCUGGUUCACGUUUGAAUUCCUGGUGCGUAUCAUCUGCUGCCCACACAAGGUGGUCUUCAUCAAGAACACGCUCAACAUCAUUGACUUCGUGGCCAUUCUGCCGUUCUACCUUGAGAUGGGCCUGAAGGGUCUGUCGUCCAAAGCGGCCAACAACGUGCUCGGCUUCCUCCGCGUGGUGCGGUUUGUUCGGAUCCUCCGGAUCUUCAAGCUGACGCGGCACUUUGUCGGCCUGCGCGUGCUUGGCCACACGCUGAGGGCCAGUGUCAAUGAAUUCCUCCUCCUCAUCAUCUUCUUGGCACUGGGUGUACUCAUCUUCGCCACCAUGAUCUACUACGCGGAGCGCAUCGGAGCCAACCCCAGUGACCCCACGGGCUCAAAACACACACACUUCAAGAACAUCCCCAUCAGCUUCUGGUGGGCGGUGGUCACCAUGACGACGCUGGGCUAUGGAGACAUGUUCCCAAAGACGUGGCUGGGCAUGAUAGUGGGGGCGCUGUGCGCGCUGGCCGGGGUGUUGACCAUUGCCAUGCCGGUCCCCGUCAUCGUCAAUAACUUUGGGAUGUACUACUCGCUGGCCAUGGCCAAACAGAAGCUGCCGAAAAAGAAGAAGAAGCACAACCCGAACCCAGACGCCCCGACAGACUCGGUCUCGUUUGGGAAGUCGGAAACAAACUCGCACAGAGACAGCACUCAGAGUGACACGUGCCCGCUGGCUGCUGAGGAGAGCGUCAGCAGGAACCGCUCAGACUCCAAACAGAACGGGGAUGCAAAUGUGGCCCUUUCAGAGGAGGAAGGCUGCAGUCUGACACAGCCGCUGUCCCCCAGUGAAAAGUGGUCCCUGCGGUGCUCUCGAGGGCGAGACAAGACUAAGAAGGAGGCCACCUGCUUCCUCUUAACCCCUGGAGACCCCAACGCCCAUACUGAGACGUGUAAAGACAUCCUCGCUGCCACUGGGAACUACGCUCAGCCGGAGGUCACCACGCUGACCUGAUGCUGAUUGGCUGCAAAAGGAGAACGACCAUGAGCUCUCGGUGGAGCACAUCCUGUGCGGAGCUCCUUUUUUUUUCCUGGAUGAACUGCAGAGUGGAUUCUCUUUGUUCAAGACAAGGUUGUUUUGUUCAGUUGCAUAGGAGAUUUAGCAUAUGUGUACACUCAUUUGUAUGUUUUGGAGCAUUUUGCAUGUGUUGCACGAUCUACCAUUAUACAAUGUAGUGGCUACCAUUUAAUGUUCAGCAUUUAGUGGACGGGUCUUAACAAAGGCCCUGAUUAAUCAGCUUCUUGUUGCGUACGACAUGAACCCACAGGUUUCUGCCGUCGUUGGAAUAGUUUACAAGUUUGAAGUAGGUGGCGAGUCUCAAUUGGAAAAAUAUGAUGUCAGGAUUUACAACAUUUGAAUUGGAUGACAGUUGGUGGGUUGUUUGGUCACUGUCAAUCAAAUCUGACCAAGUCUUACUCACACAGUGCUGAUGAAGCAGAUUAAUAGUUCAGUCUUAACUUUUAAUGUAUAUUAUAAACUUUAGUUUCUAUUAUUGGUCAACUUUGACUGUUGCUUAUUUACUCAUGAAUGGUCAAUAUUGUAGAGGAAGACUUUUCAUGGGUUUUUUAAUUGACAGCAAGGUUCCUUUAACCAUAUGGCAACAUCUUUGCUAAUGAGAUUUGUCAGCGUGAUUUUCUUUAUCUUUCACCUUUUGGAUUAGCACAGUGUGUACAGAAGUGUCAGUUUUAGAACUAUAAACAACAUAAAACGUAAUCGUCAUUUGGAUUAAUGUCUUUAGUCUCUGAAUGUUAACUGUCAAGUAAGAACACCCAAAGACUUGUGAAUAUGGGUUUGUACAGAAAAGCUGUUACUGUGAACUAGGAUUAGAUGAGAAUUUGAAAUCACUGUUUGAUCCUGAACCAAACAGAACCAGAAUUCUUUGUUUGUCCCCCAGUCGCUGCCUUCUGUUGUGCCACUGCUUUUUAACACUGACCACAGGGACACAGCAUGUCCCCAGAGUGGUAUGAACGCUGCCCAGGCAACACAUUGUUUGUAAAUCCUUGUACAAUAAGAGUUUAACAAACGAAAAGAAUACAAUGGAGCAGUAUUGUUUGUCUAUUACAUUAGCUGUAUACAACCGAAGCACCGCUGCUGGUUGAGUCAGGACCAACUGUAGAUUCUAUUCGAUCACAUGGUAGAUUUUUAGUACUAUCGUUAGUCAAAAGAAAUACAUCCAGUGCAAUGCCGUCAGUUCCACUUGUGGCUCAUGUUGAGUAAUGGAGCUUAAAUGUGUGCGGUAAUGUUAUUUGUACCUUAACACUUCUGGUUGUGUCGGAUCUGUAGAAACCCUGUUACUCGUUUCAGCAGAGGGAGAAGCGGCAGGAGUGUGGUUUCUUUCACGUGUGACUUGUAAUAUAUUCCUCAUGGUCUACCAUAGUGGCCUUAUGUUUAAUAAACAAAGGGAAAGUUCAUUUCAUCUUCAUUAGACUCCAGCUCUGUUUCUAUGCUGACCCAGAGGUCUGUAAGUAUGUAUAAGCACAGUUGUACGUAUGUAGCACUGCAUAUUCUGGAUCCUCCCUUUAACUCUUUUCUCUUCUGUAUAUGACAUGUUUAUGCACCAUGAAAUGGCCGUUCGCCAAUAAGGAAGCAUUAUUAUUUAGAUAAUUAACCUUUUUUGCCUCAUUUCCUGUUUUCCCUGUUGUAAACUUGAAUGCGAUGGUGAAGGACACUCCGUUUCAUGUCUCCCCAUCAUGGAUUGUAUAGGUGUGAUGGAAUUUAACCCACUCCAACUGUCAGAUGUGUGCGUGUGAUGUAUCAUAUAGGCAUGUGUUUUUUUAUUGCAGAAAUAUAAAUAAAAUCCCCCCUUGCGGUGUUGAAGAUAA